UAGCUAGCUUUUAAGUCGACUGUUCAGCUCUUAUUAAUAUAAAAUAAGCAAAUGACCAAUUUUAAAAUACGGAACGCUGAAUCCAAAGAUGUGCCUGACAUACUGCGAAUGAUAAAGGAACUGGCUAAAUAUGAAYAAAUGGAAGACSAAGUGAAACUGACUGAGGAAGAUCUGCUCGAGGACGGAUUCGGUGACUAUCCAUUAUACCYCUGUGUCGUGGCAGAAGUCCCCAGUGAGCAGCAGAGCAACAACGGUCCUGUGGUGAUUGGGUUUGCCAUGUACUACUUCACCUAUGACCCCUGGAUUGGCAAGCUGCUUUACCUGGAAGACUUCUUUGUCAUGGAAAAGUACAGGGAGAUUGGCAUUGGCUCAGAGAUCCUCAAGCUCCUCAGUGACAUGGCAUUCAAGACUCGCUGCAACAGCAUGCACUUCGUCGUCGCCGAGGGCAACACGGAGUCAAUAGAGUUCUACAAGCGUCGUGGGGCGGCCGACAUCACUCUGGAUGAGGGAUGGAGACUCUUCAAGAUCAACAAGAGCUCCCUCUUCAAGAUGUCCUCCGGCUCCAAAGAGUGAGCUGGCCCCAAGACACAUAGAAAGAUGGGGACAAGAGUGACAGACUUGGUCAAUUUAUUUUAAAUUACUUAAUUAUUUGCCUGUCUUUCACUUCAGCGGUGGGGGGUGUGACUCUGACAGUAGAUUAUUAUUAUUAUUAUUAUUAUUAAAAUGGGCAUUAAGCAUGUGUGUGCACCAACUUUCUCAAUCUAGUCAAUCAUUUAGGUCACGUAUUUUAUCUGAAMCCAUCGUUUUAGUAGUUGUAGUUUUUAAUCAACGCACCUUAGGAUUCCUAGUGUUCUCUCAGUUCUGCUAAUCAACAGACCUUAMGAUUCCUAGCGUUCUGUUUCAUUAUUGACCAAUAUAUUUUACUAUUCUAUAAUACAGWGAUUUUUUUUCUCUGUA
Molecule: messenger RNA, 957 nt
Organism: Salvelinus sp. IW2-2015
Lineage: Eukaryota; Metazoa; Chordata; Actinopteri; Salmoniformes; Salmonidae
Product: diamine acetyltransferase 1-like
Molecular function (GO): spermidine binding; diamine N-acetyltransferase activity
Source: RefSeq, a predicted model, not a curated record